Stegodyphus dumicola is the source of this 707-nucleotide messenger RNA. RefSeq lists its product as uncharacterized. The record is from RefSeq and is a predicted model, not a curated record. Gene Ontology annotation, cellular component: cytoplasmic U snRNP body; nuclear body. Gene Ontology annotation, molecular function: U7 snRNA binding; histone pre-mRNA DCP binding. Gene Ontology annotation, biological process: mRNA 3'-end processing by stem-loop binding and cleavage. Lineage: Eukaryota; Metazoa; Arthropoda; Arachnida; Araneae; Eresidae.
GAAUUUUGAACAAGAGGUAAGAAGUGUUUAGUCUAGUCUAGGUUUCGUAAAGUGGAUUACUGUUUAUUUUCGUAAUUAAGUGUAUUUAUUUGCAUUUAUGGCGGCACGAGAAAGAGCUAUUAGCUCUAAAACGUUGAUUUCUACAAUCGAAGCCUUGGAAGGAAAAAGGGCGAAGAUAGAAUUUCGCGACGAUACAAAGGUCGAGGGAAAAGUGGAGUCUGUGGACGCGUAUAUGAAUAUCCACAUGACUGAUGUGCUAUUUAUAGCUGCAUCUGGAGAGAAAAAGAAAAUGAAAUCGCAUUUGUGCCAAGGAAAAUUCAUCAGAUUAAUCCAUUUUCCUGACGAUGCAGACGACCCUAUUGAGAUGACCAGACGCAGGUUAGAAGAGCUUGCUAGAAUGCCAGUUAGUCGUGGUAGAGGGCGUGGCCGUGGACGCGGUGGCCGGGGAAGAGGAGGGCCACCUCGAGGUGGUGGUGGUCGUUUUUCCAGAGGUGGUGGUGGAAGCCGCCCUCGAUCUUAUUCAUCUCAUGACAGCCGAAGUAGUUAUGGUGGAAGCAGUAGCUAUGGAAGCAGUAGCUAUGGAAGCAGUGGUGGUUAUGGAAGCUAUGGUCGCCGAUAAACUGAUAUAUUCCAUAUUUGUAAUGUAAUUACAGUCAUCUUCACUGUAUUUCAUGUGAUAAAUAUAUGCUUUCAUAUUCAUAAAAUAA